Molecule: messenger RNA, 2481 nt
Organism: Uranotaenia lowii
Lineage: Eukaryota; Metazoa; Arthropoda; Insecta; Diptera; Culicidae
Exons: 3
Coding region: 458-1873 (471 amino acids)
Source: RefSeq, a predicted model, not a curated record
GCCGGGGCCAGUGUGUAUCGAGAUCUCAAAGCAAGUCGUAUUACCCCUGUCUGUACUCGCGCGACGUGCACAAAUGGCGUGCUGUGAAGUGUGAUUUUAUUCUUUUUUCUUUCACUCUUUGAUAUAUAUUUUGAGUGUUUAUACCCUAUUAGCUUCCAUUGCACAUGUUCCUUUGCUCCGGGUUUUCUCCGUCGCCGUCGUUGUCGGUUCCGUAAAAGCACAACAUUGCCGGAGAAAGAGCACCGCGUAUCUUGUUGAUGUUGUUUUGUUAUAGUUGUUAUUGCCUUGUGGACUGUUAUUCUUUUUCGGCGGUUGCAAGCGUGUAGUGGUUACGAUACGAUACAUCACCAGUCAGGAAUAUAGUAAUCAAUUUAAUCCGGCUGGUAUUACGGGAAUUUUGGCCCGGUCGGGUGAGAAGUUCGAUUAAGGGAUUACGGUGUCGCCUGCUCAAAUCAAAAUGGAUACCUUCGUGAAAAAUUUGCUGAAUGGAUGGAAUAUGCCAGAGCUGAUCAAAGUGUUUCAAGAGGAGGAAAUCGAUGAAGGUGCGUUCAAGUGUCUGAAAUACGACAUGAUUAAGGAGAUAAUCCCGAAGGUGGGCAAGCGGGCCAAGUUCAUCCAGAAGUACGAGGAAUACCGGGAGAGUCUAACGGAUCGGCCAGCUUUCGGCGAACUGGAGCUGGAUGAGAAGGAAAAAAAUCCGAUCGCCAAAAAACCAAGUUCCAUCAAUUGGUCCCGCAUUGAACGGGUUUGCGGUCCGGUGCCGAUAUACCUGAAGAACUUGCUGAAAAUGUGCGGCUACGAGCAGGAGAGCAGUUUGCGAAGUCUCAACGAUGACGAUUUCGUGGACAUGGAACGCUUCGCACGGGAAGAGCUGGUCCACUUGGUGCCACCGACCCAGUUCUAUUUCCACAUAUUCUGCAGUGACCCGGCACGGGAAUUCCGGCUCGUUCCUGGCCACCGGAAGUUGCUGAUCCAAAUGAGUGCCUACCUAAACUACACCAAUGCAGCCAAUGAACUGCAGCGUGCGGAACCGAUGCUCAACAACCAUCAUGGGCAUCACGUGCCGAACCAUCAUCAAGCUCAGCAACAACACCACCACCAGGCAGCACAGCAAGCACUUCAUCAACCUCCAAGGAUGGUUGAACGACCUCUGCCACCGGUGGAAAAGGUCGAACGACCCGACCGAAUAGCUGACAUCAACUUGGUCCGAGAAAUCCGUGAACAACGUGCUCUUAUGCAUCAACUUCAGCUACAGCAAGCUCAACACCAGCAGGAGCUUAUCAAUCAGCAGCCCGAUCUGCUGCCAGAAAUGUUGGCCGACAUUAAACCGGCCUCGAACAAAAAUCCACCAUUUGCCUUCGAACAGGCCACCAUGUUUCCGCCUCUCAGCGACGAAGCUCGCAUCAAGAAAAUACAGAACAUCAUCAUCAAGCUGAUCGAAAUGUGGAGUGAGAAACAACCGAUCAAGCUACAGCUGACCGAGGAGAUGAUCAAUGUGACGUACGAACUAAACGGCUACAACGCCUUCAUCAAGUGUCCCAUGUGUGCGGUUCAGAUUAAAGUGUCGAAACUGCCGACCAAGAAGGGCGAUCGUUUCGUGAUCUCAAACUUUUCGAAGCACGUCAUCAAGAUGCACUUCACCCAACAGCAGCAACAACAACAGCAACUGCUGAACGAGAGCAGCCGGUCCAGUUUGGAAAACUCGGGCUUCUUCAACGGGGAAAACUCCGACAGCAAUAACAUUUCGUUCGAAGAAUUCGCCUCCAAGCGGCCGCGCAUGGAGGACGAAGAAGAUGACGAUUCGGAAAUCUUGCCUCAGAUUCUACAUCCCUACGUUAGUAUAAAAGAUGAAGUUAUCGACCUAGACUCGUGAGCCGUUUGGUUCCCAAAUGGUGUGUAUAGCUCUCAAGUAUUUGCGUUACAUGACAGCAUAGUAAAAUGUUGUUAUUUUUUUUUCUUCUAAAGUUUUGAAACAACUACAAACCGUUGUACUGAAAUUAUACACGUGAGAAUAGCUAGGCUUAAUAAUGAAUGGAAAUCGAGAAUAUAGAACAAGAGAGAGAGAUGAACACGACUCAGUAGGUUUAGUUGCAUUAUUUAAAUAUUAUAUUUACUGAAACACACAGAAAAACCUUAAACACAAAGAUACGAAAUUCAUCAUUACUUAGCUUUGUUUGAGUAUUGAAGCCGUAAAUUCAUCAGAAAAAAGACUCGAAAUAUCGAAACAUUGUCUCUAUCUAAUAGAAGUAAUUUAGUUCACUGUUUGUGCUGUGUAAAUAGGCUGAUAGAUUUAUAUUGGUAUACUUAUAUGCUAAGUAGAAAAGCGAAUGAGAUCUACCCUACACAUUUCCAUUUUUUUCUCAUCUUCCAUUAAGGCGCAACACAAAAAUAUAACAAAGUGCACCAUUUCAUGUAAUGAAAAAAAAAACUUUGUUGAUGUUUUAUUUUUUAAACAUUCCCAAACGUCCGAGGAUUUCACCA